Suillus discolor is the source of this 1785-nucleotide messenger RNA. RefSeq lists its product as uncharacterized. Lineage: Eukaryota; Fungi; Basidiomycota; Agaricomycetes; Boletales; Suillaceae. The transcript has 4 exons. Bases 150 to 1634 code for a protein of 494 amino acids. The record is from RefSeq and is a predicted model, not a curated record. Gene Ontology annotation, molecular function: protein binding.
CGAAUUUGGUGCUCACACGCAAUGCAAACAAAUCAUAUUGGCGAAAGCCAAUACUACUAGCGAAUAGGCACUUCUUCGCUUCCAUCUGUUGACCUGAUGCAUCAUGCCGUGGGCUUGGCGCGCUUAUAACGUAUCUUUGACCACCGACCAUGACGCUGACCAGUCUUCCACACGAUGUUUUGUACCGUGUCCUGUCCUUUCUUUCCGUCCGCGAAAUCAUCUGCCUUCGACUGGCGUGCAAAGACCUUCGCGACUUGACAUUCCACACAGCCAUAUGGCACGAUGCAUAUACACAUGCAAAACUUCCUCGUCCCCUCGGACCGCUCGACUCUCAGUCUCGCGAGUUCUUAGAAAUCACCCUUGUCAAAAGCACUCAAGUCGGCGUUAAGUGGAACAAGCAAGCUCUAACGAUAACUUCCAAGGCGACUUGGUUUGAGCCCGAAUGGUCCGCCUUGCAAGGAGACCAUUGGGAAGUGGUGGCUGGCUUGUGGCUUGUCAUCCCGCACAUUAGCGGCCCCGACAUCCUGUGCUACGAUCUGGAGCGCGGACUGCGCCACGUCAUAUAUCAUGCUGAAGGCGCUCAGAUACUGUCGUUCAAAAGUGCGACUUCUGAGGCAGCGGACGGAGGAUGUAUCAUGCACGCCAUCGUCAUGGAAAGCGCUCGCAACAGCGUGUCGUUCUCACAUAAGCUGCUCUCCAUUCGUUUCUCUUCUGACGGUCCUUUGUUGGAAUUCUCCAUGGUGAUUCCUGGCGAUGUGAUCGGGAUGGGAAUGUCGCAGCUAUCUGCUGGGAAGCGAUUGCUGUGCAUGAGCGAUCAUUUGACUGGUACUUUGAAUUUGGCGGUGGAUACUCUCACCCGCGUCCUGUACCGCUUUCCGCUACCAAGCUCUAUCAUCGACCCCAAAUUCGAUGUCACUUGCGCGCAGGAGACAUACUUGAAGCGUCUCAUAGCCACCGAAACCCACAUUCUCGCAAUGUUUACCCCUCUCACUAUGGUCAGCCAGCUCGACGAGGGAGGAAACUGCCGUGCGAUCAUCCAGGCAUUCGCUCUCCCGUCGGCGGGAAUUACCAGCGCAUCCCCACCUACCCUUGAGCUCACUCACGAAGGACAUUGCUAUCUCGAUAUCGAACGCGUCUCGCUCUUAUGCGACUCUAUCACCAACGCUGUCACAGGGCAAACCCAAAUCAAAUUCCUCACCCAUUGCAUGAGACUCAAUUUGACAAAGUACUUUGCUCACCGAGUAACUUUAUCCCCUCCUCUGCCAGGGCAGAAACUGGGGAAUAUAUAUCUCUCCACCGAACAGCUUUUCUCUGUUCCAGGCUAUGCUAACACCAUGAAGUUUACCACGUCUUUUGACGGGCAUGCACGUGGUAUCUGCGUACUUCACAACGAAAGGGAUGGAACGGAAUUCUACGGAUUUACGAUCGACGCUAGCGGUAUGGAUAAGCCCUGUUCGGGCGUUGUUGGGCCAGGGGUCGAUAUCAAAGAGGUUGAAGCGACAGAGUCGUUCCCCUCGUAUUUGAGAAUGACGUGGAACGUCAAAUUGGCAUUCAACGGUUAUUUGGGUAGAAUCUGUUACAGGAAGCGGGGUCAAGCGGGCAGGAAUGUGCUCGCUGUAGUAGAUUUGGCGUAGAGAUCAUCGGGCAACUUAUAGAUGUGCAGUAGAGUGAUAGUACUAAUUGAAUAUUUAGUGUUCUGAAGGAUAUACUGUGAUGUACCGUAUGCGACUUGAAUGUUGCUUAGUGGUAAAUACUAGAUCAUCAUGAUAGCUCGGCGACAAUGCG